Molecule: messenger RNA, 1977 nt
Organism: Acytostelium subglobosum LB1
Lineage: Eukaryota; Evosea; Eumycetozoa; Acytosteliales; Acytosteliaceae
Exons: 6
Coding region: 1-1977 (658 amino acids)
Biological process (GO): nuclear-transcribed mRNA catabolic process; rRNA catabolic process
Cellular component (GO): nucleus
Molecular function (GO): 5'-3' RNA exonuclease activity; RNA binding
Source: RefSeq, a predicted model, not a curated record
AUGAAUGGUCUCAUUCAUAUGGUCCUCCGUCGUUCCAAAUCCAAUGAUAUCGAACAAAUCAAGCACAAUCUAUUGAGUUCGUUGCGCAUUCAUCUCAACCAGAAACACACACGCCAACUACAAUCGGUGCAUUACUAUUUCGAUGGACCUGGCACUAGAUCAAAGAUGGUGCUUCAAAGAAAGCGCCGGUCAAAGGCAGUGCCCGAGGAAAAGAUAGAUGCGAUACAUGCCACACCUGGAACCGACUUUAUGGGACAUCUAAAGCAAGCGGUAUCGGGAUUCGCACAGGACUUGCUAAAGGAAACACAGAGCACUAUAGACGAGAUUUACUUGUCUGGCAGCGAUCGAUGGGGCGAAGGAGAGUACAAGAUAUUCGAAUAUAUCAAUGGCAAACAGUGGGACAAAUCAGAGGUACUAUCCAUCAUGACAUGUGACUCUGACACUAUUCUCUUUGCACUCUUGUCAGAUGCAAACAUCAAGCUAUUCAAUAUCCUUGGUACACAAAUGAAGGAUAUCAAUGAGUUGAAGUUCAGGAUCACCUCUCGUGUCCCACACCGUACUCCAAAGCAAGUUCUCACAGACUUUGUAUUUCUGAAUCUGUUCAGAGGUAAUGACCUUUUACCAUCACUUGGAAGGUUUGAGUUUCACUCAGUAUGGAGGGCCUAUACCAACAGCACAAGCACUGAGGGAAUAUACAACGCCGAACAAUCUCAGAUCCAUUGGCCAUUGUUACUGGACGUCCUGUCCAAGAAUCAGUUUGCUGGAGCUACACCUGCAAAGAUUACUGCCAGGAUAGAGUUUAAGAAUAUCUUGUCCUCAUUGAAUCGAUUCUUGGGCAGAGUGGAGGAUCGUCGUAUCACUUGUCACGAGGUUUCUAUUAUCGAUCCCAACACUGGUAAGAGUGAGACCAUUCUGGCCAUGGACGGUAGGAAGAUUGGACCAUUCUCUGUUGGUAAGCAAGGUGGCAGUGUCUCAGAGGAUGAGCCCUACAAGGAGCUUUUAAACCCCGAUCAUCAAUUCUGGACACACUACAAGGACCAACUCAGUCCAGAACAAUGGAGAAGGAUUGAGGACAUGUGCAUUACCGCAAGCAAACAACUCUACACUAGGCAACAAGAGCUUCCCUCCAUUGAACAUUUCCUCGAAGGUGUCAUCUGGCAGAUGGACUACUUGAGAGGCAAAUGCACACACUUUGGCUAUCACUAUCGAUUCUUUUCGACACCAGAUAUCACCGACAUCAAUCAAUGUACCAUUCCACCCAACUCGAUCAAGUCGGAUCCACUUCCUCCUCUUCAAUUCUGUUUGGCCCUGACACAUCCGAUCAAUAAGUAUUUGGUCAACGAUUCACUCCACUCGUUGUUUGACGAGUUGCCACACUUUGAUACAGCAAGCCAUAUUCAAAUCAAUGCUUGGAAACAAGAGAAUGCUUUGAAAUCAAUCAGUGAAUCAUUCAAUAAGGUUCUCGAUCGAUCAAAGUUGAGUCCCAUGGAGUUGGAUCAUCUGCGGUUCAAUCCAACACUUUGGUACAAGAGGGAUGGAGAAUCAAUCUAUUUACAGGAGGAGGUACUGAAUGUGGAUAAAACACACACAUACACAGAGCCAAAGCUCAUUGGCAAGACCAAUAACAACUCAUCAACAAGGAACGUCACGGUGGUCACCAAGCUACAGUCCUCACAGCAACAAGCAGCACCAUAUCGUCCAAGGAGUCAGAUGAUGAGCAACAAUAAUGCGCAAUAUAGACCAGCGACAUCAUCCAAACACAGUAGUGCAACAUUCCAACAUGGAAAACAUGUUUCAUCAAGUUGGACACCUCAUCUUAACACUACCACGACGACAACGACAACCACAACUGCAACAACAAACAGUAAUGGAAGCAGGAACUUUAACACCCUAAAACCAUUCAAUCAUGUUUCGCCUCCAAGUCGCAACUUGACAAGAAAUAUUUCCAAUCAACUGUUGUGGUUUUUGCGUAAAUAA